This is a messenger RNA of Cryptotermes secundus, 1816 nucleotides long. RefSeq lists its product as uncharacterized. The record is from RefSeq and is a predicted model, not a curated record. The coding region runs from base 1 to 1116 and encodes 371 amino acids. Lineage: Eukaryota; Metazoa; Arthropoda; Insecta; Blattodea; Kalotermitidae. The transcript has 3 exons.
AUGGUGACAAGCAGUACCUGUCAAUAUCACGUCAUUAACAUAUCUGAAGCUUCUUAUCGAGAUAUCUUGCGUGUAACACGGAAAGAGUUAAUCAAAAAUUUGUUCUAUAUUCAGACAUAUCAUUCUGCAGUCCAUGAGGAACAGGAGGUAGUCGGUAGACCCCUGCAGAAACAGAAGGAACUGACUACGCCCUGUAAGACACCCAAGCUACAGGGGUGCACUGCAACACGUGUUGCUCUUAGAACACAAGGAGUUCCCAAAAACCGUGAGGAACAGGUGGUGGUCGGUAGACCCCUGCAGAAGCAGAAGGAACUGACCACCCCAAGUAAGAUGCCCAAGCUACAGGGAUGCCCUGCAACACGUGUCCCUCUUAGAACACAAGGAGUUCCUAAAAUCCACGAGGAACAGGUGGUGGUCGGUAGACCCCUGCAGAAGCAGCAGGAACUGACUACACACAGUAAGACACCCAAACUACAGGAGUGCUCUGCAACACGUGUCCAUCUUAGAACACAAGUAGUUCCUAAAAUCCAUGAGGAACAGGUGGUGGUCGGUAGACCCCUGCAGAAGCAGAAGGAACUGACUACACCCACUAAGACACCCAAGCUACAGGGGUGUCCUGCAACACGUGUCCCUGAUAGAAGGACAAGAGGGAAAUUCGAGCCUGCAGUUUUUGCAGCACAUAAAACGAAACUUCCGAUCAACAAGGUUGUGGUGGGCAUAGCGCCGAUGAAGAAUACGACUUCAGUUGGACCCAAGGUAGACUCUUGGAGCAAGUGCAUGCACCUCGUGCGAGAUGGGAGCGACUUCAAGAUAACUACCAAGAAUCCCAUGCCUAAUACUUCAGUUGGACCAAAGGUAGACUCUUGGAGCAACUGCAUGCACCUCGUGCGAGAUGGGAGCGACUUUAAGAUAAUUACCGAGAAUCCCAUGCCUAAUACAACUUCAGUUGGACCCAAGGUAGAGUCUUGGGACAAGAAUAGGCACCUCGUGCGAGAUGGCAGCCAAUUGAAGAUAAUUAACGAGAAGCCCAACUAUAAGCACGUGAAGUCCAGGAUUGACCGUACGAAGAAGCCAUUCAGUCACCAUCAUAUUGAAGAGGAGAUUCUGGCAGGGUGAGUUGUGGCAUGGCUCACGAGAGAAACAUACCAGGUGCUGGCUAUCACCGGUACGGCGCGGAAGUAGAGGUCACCAGCUCCUCCUUUGGAACGAGACCCCUACUGAAGCUGAGGCCAGAGCUGUUGAGGCUGCUGUCCCCCUUGAGAGAGCAUCGCAUCCGCGAGCUGCUGGUUAUCUGAGAGGCCGUAAAGCAUUUCCGUUACAUGCUGGAAGCGCGCCGUAAGCAGCAUCACGUACGCCUUCCACUAGAAACGGGACAAAUGACGACCGCGGACCUCCGACACGCAGUGAGCCGCAGGUGCGCUUACAUCGGAAGCGCAGACAGUAACAGCGAGGCUUUAGCAGCAACACCGUCAGCCGACGCAAGAAAACCCUGCCGGUUGGAAGUUUCACGGCCGCCGACGCUACGAGGACCAGCCGACACGUAGACGACCGGCCACGUGCAGAAAAAAGGUCGCCCGGCUUGCAUGGAAGCAUGAUAUAUGAAGGGUGAUUCCCCCAUUAGAAUUUCAUGCACAGGAAUUUAUUGUGUUCUAGAGAACUUUGGCAGAAAUGAGUGAUGUAAGGUUUUUAAGUGGCAUGUUCCAGUUUGAAUUUGAUGUUUUUAUAUAUUGUUCCAUAAUAUGUGUAUACAUGCACUGUAAAUAAUAAUCUUGUAAUUUUAUUUAAACAAUCCAAUUACACUUGCAGCAUCGCUGCA